AUGGCGACUAACAAUUUCAAGCCCGCACUGAUCAUUGUAGAUCUGCAAGAAGACUUCUGCCCACCGAACGGUUCACUUGCAGUGACCAACGGCCGUGACAUAAUCCCCACCGUUAACAAGCUCCUUGACCUUCCCUUCGUCAUCAAGAUCGCGACCAAAGACUGGCAUCCCCAAAACCACAUUUCUUUCGCGUCAAACCAUGUCAACAAGAAACCCUACGUCGAUUUCACAACCAUCAUCAACCCCUCCAACCCCGCAGAGACGUACGAGACAAGACUCUGGCCAGAUCAUUGCGUGCAAGGUACCAAGGGCGCGGAGCUGAUUCAUGAGCUUGAUAUGAGCAAGAUUGACAAGGUUGUGGAGAAGGGACAGGUCAAGGAGGUUGAGAUGUACUCUGCAUUCUACGAUCCGCUUGAGAAGCCGAGGGUUAGUGAUAGUGGUCUUGCUGGAGUCUUGAGGGAGAAGGGAGUCACGGAUGUUUAUUGUGUGGGAUUGGCUUUCGAUUAUUGUGUCAAGUGUACGGCGGUUGAUGCUGCGAAGGAGGGGUUCAAGACGUAUGUUGUGGGCGAGGGAACGAGGGCAGUUGAUCCGUCGGUUUGGGAAGAGAUUAAAGGGGAGUUGAAGGGUAAGGGAGUUGAGGUUGUGAACUGUGAUGGUGAUGAGGUUGCUAGGGUUGGGAAGGUCUAG
Messenger RNA from Hyaloscypha bicolor E, 687 nucleotides. RefSeq names its product isochorismatase. The transcript is spliced from 2 exons. The record is from RefSeq and is a predicted model, not a curated record. The coding region runs from base 1 to 687 and encodes 228 amino acids. NCBI's taxonomy places the organism in Eukaryota, Fungi, Ascomycota, Leotiomycetes, Helotiales, Hyaloscyphaceae.